AUGGCUUGCUCGGGGUCCUCAUACUCAGAAGACAAUGACGACAGAGAGUCAUUGUUGCCGAGCGGCGUGACGGAUCCCCUGGUCAAUGCCAGGACGACAGAAAAGAUAGAUCAGAAACGUCAUGCCGGACUGGUAUCGACGGCUCUUCUCCUGAUAAAUCGCAUGAUCGGUGCGGCCAUCUUUUCGAUCCCAUCGUCCAUCGUACGCAGUGUUGGCAGUACCGGCGGCAUCCUCUCAUUAUGGCUGGUCGGGUUUGCCUUGGCCUAUUGUGGCAUGUUUGUGUGGUUGGAGUUGGGCUGUCGGAUGCCACACAGCGGCGGCGAGAAGCUUUACCUGGAACAAGCUUACCCACGCCUAGCACGGCUCACAACCACGUUAUAUGCCUUCUACGUACUCUUUUCCUUUGGCGGUCUGACGUGUGUGGUGGUGGCAGAUAAUCUCCUUCUGGCGCUGAAUGUAUCCGCCGGAGAUGCCGGGAAGCGGACGCUUUCGAUGGGGGUGCUCGUCCUCAUUGCGGUGCUCCAUAUUAGUUCGCGCACCUGGAGCAUGCGGAUUAUGAACUCGCUUGGGUUGAUCAAGAUUGUUAUUCUCGUCCUGGUCAUUCUCACGGGCGUUGCUGCCGUCUGUGGUCUCCUACCGAGCGUGCCAGACCCAGGGCGGAGCUUCCAACACCCUUUUGCAGGGUCUUCCACUGAUGCUUAUGCAUACACGGUUGCCCUGUUUAAGAUCCUCGCCACAUUUAACGGGUGGCAUAAUGCUGCCUAUGUCCUGGACGAAGUAAAAGACCCACAACGGACAUUAAAACUGAGUGGUAUCCUGGGUGUGGGAGCUGUGGGUGUCCCGUACCUGCUGGCCAAUGUGUGCUAUGUUUUUGUGGCUACGCCGGAGGAAAUCAGUCAUGCCGGGGUACAAGUCGUCGCAAUUCUCCUGGGAAAGGUGUUUGGAAGCGGUAUCCGACAAACCACGGCCGCACUCACGGCCCUGUCCUCGUUUGCCAGCCUGAUGACCAUUGCGUUCGCCUUCUCGCGAGUCGUUCAGCGCCUUGCAUGGGAAGGGGCAAUCCCAGCUGGCCAGUAUAUUUGCCAAGCAAACAUCCUCUGGAACACCCUCUACCGCGUUCUUCCUCAUGUUCUUUUCUACAGCGGUAGCCAUCAGUAUAGUACCUUUUGGUAUGUCCUACCUUUCCCCUAUCUAAUGUGCAUGCUAACGGGUGUAGGCGAUGCAUACAUAUUUUUAGUGGAUUUGAGCCAAUAUGAAGUCGCCAUGAUUGGGUUCUUCGUCGCAAUAGGCCUUUUUCGGCUUCGUCGAAAGUCCUUGGUGACCAGGCAUCAGUUCCGUGUGUGGACUGUGGUGCCCUAUAUCUUCUUGACGUGCCAGCUAUACCUUCUCCUAUCGCCAUCUCUGGCCCCAGAGGAAGGGGGUACAAAUACCAGUUUGCCUUAUUGGCUCGCACCGGUCACGGCUUUAAGUGCUUUGGGGCUUGGGAUACUGUAUUGGUGGCUUCGAAGAAGGUAG
Messenger RNA from Aspergillus caelatus, 1515 nucleotides. RefSeq names its product APC family permease. Gene Ontology annotation, biological process: amino acid transmembrane transport. The record is from RefSeq and is a predicted model, not a curated record. NCBI's taxonomy places the organism in Eukaryota, Fungi, Ascomycota, Eurotiomycetes, Eurotiales, Aspergillaceae. The coding region runs from base 1 to 1515 and encodes 504 amino acids. The transcript has 3 exons. Gene Ontology annotation, molecular function: L-amino acid transmembrane transporter activity. Gene Ontology annotation, cellular component: membrane.